CCCAGAGAUAUAAGCCACUGGUAAAAGUCAUAUGAUUCAAUGAUGUAACUCUUUCAUCGGUUUUAUAAGCUUUCUAUUUUUCUUUUUUUUUUCUCUCGACUUUACAACACAAUAUAUUAUAGGAAUACGCAAAACUAAUACUUAUCGCCUAUAUUAAACAAAGUAGAGAGACACAAAUGAUGACUCGCCAGAUGCAUGGCUAGCUUGCUGCCUCUAAGCUGCAUACAGCUUUCCCCAGUUAACACUAUAUAGCUCUCUAUAUAAGCCGGCACACUGCGUUCAUCAACACGUGAAAUCGGCGAUUGUUUAUAACAGGUUUUCCUCAUAAAGUCACCGAUUGUUGGCCUCGCGUUCCUGGAGAUCUAUAAACCCCCUACAUCAUUGUUUGCUAAAUCUGACUUCCAUCCAAUUUGCCGAAACGGUUGGGUUUUAUUUCAACAAGGUCCUACUUCGAGAUUUAGGACCAUACAUCAUAUAGACACAGCGAUAGACCACGGACGGACUAAGGAGGAAAACCGGAGCCGGUACACAAAACCCGGAGGGAUUAUCGGAUAUUAGGCGCACGGAUAGUGAAAAGUGACAUUUAUUAGAAUGCUCGUUUUUCUUCUGACUUGUAAGUAACCCCCCAGGAACGUGAGAGAAUGGGGGAUGAAUAUUGAGUACCUGUCUGCUUUUAUCUCCUGUCUCACCUGAACAGCAGAGGAACGGAUGGUAUAUUGCUUGACAGGUAAUGUAGGCAAGGUAUUGUCAAUAAACCCGCGCCACAAUACGAUGUUUAUAUUAAAACGCUGACCUAGCCGUACAUAUAUAUAUAUAUAUAUAUAUAUACAGGUAUGUACACAGAGUGUGUGCGUAUGUGUGUAUGUGUAAUGUACUCGCAUAAGUGAAGAUAUUGUGUCAACAAACUUAACACCUAGUAGUGCGCGUUGGAGAAUCGUCCUGGACUUGUACGGUAAAGUCCCCCUACUGUCAGUAAAUACUUUGACAACGGACUGGCGUGCUUGUGAUUUUAUUUUGUGAUGGACUCCUAACAAAAAUACUCGGGACGAUAUAUAAACAGACGGGAAAUCUCCAACAGAACCAUGUACGGUUUCGUAAACUACGCCCUCGAGCUUUUGGUUGUCCGGAAUUUCGGCGAGGAGACAUGGGAGAAAAUCAAACAGGAAGCUGGUUUGGAAAUGGACGGACACUUCCUCGUCCGGAUGGUAUACGAAGAUGGUUGCACAUAUGAUCUCGUUGGCGCAGCAGUCAAGGUGCUCGACACACCUGCUAAUACAAUUCUGGAGAUGUUCGGCAAGAUGUUCUUCGAAUUCUGUCAGGAAUCAGGGUAUGAUAAGAUUCUGCAAGUCCUUGGUGGAACCACGAAAGAUUUUCUUCAAAACCUAGACGCCCUCCACGACCAUCUUGCUACAAUAUAUCCAGGCAUGCGCGCUCCAUCCUUCCGGUGUACAGAGCGGGAAAGUGACGGUGCUACCAUUCUACACUACUAUUCCGACAGACCGGGUUUGGAGCACAUCGUCAAGGGUAUAGUGAGGACAGUUGCUAAGCAACUACAUCAGGCGGAAGUACAGGUUGAUAUCCUAAAAGAAAAGAGUGAAGAUUGUGAUCACGUGCAGUUUGUUAUUACUGAUGAUGCUUCACAAGACCUGGUCACUAAAGCCGAAUUAAACGAAUUCGAACAUAGUCUUUCUCAUGAAAAGAAGAUUAGCCCAGCUACGUUCAGUCGGGCAUUCCCCUUUCAUAUUUUGUUUGACCGGAAGAUGGAAAUCCAGCAGGUUGGAAGUUCCCUGCUCAGAGUGAUCCCCAACACAACCAAGAAAGGUGUCAAAAUUGACGACCUUUUCGAGAUGGUCCGACCACAUAUGGAUUUUGAAUUCGAUCAUAUUUUGUCUCAUAUCAACACCGUUUUUGUGUUAAGGGUCAAUGAGAACGUGUCAGGAGGAGGACUCUUUGUAGACAAAGAUGAAAACUCACGCAUGCGUCUAAAGGGUCAAAUGAUCUACGUGCCAGAAUCAGACUAUCUGUUGUUCAUGUGUUCACCUAGUGUUGCUAAUCUGGACGACCUUGGAAGGAGGGGACUGUACAUCAGCGAUAUCCCUCUCCAUGAUGCCACUCGAGAUCUGGUGUUGCUUUCCGAGCAGUUCGCCGCCGGGUACAAACUCACUCAGAAGCUGGAAAUUCUCAACGAUCAGCUACAGCAGACGCACAGAGAACUGGAGCACGAAAAGAAGGAAACGGACAGAUUGAUGUACUCAAUACUUCCGGAGUCUGUUGCUCACGAGCUUCGUCACCAACGCCCAGUCCCCGCCAAGAAGUUUGAAAAGGUUACCAUCUUGUUUAGCGGUAUCAAAGGCUUCAACGAGUUUUGCGCCCAACAUUCUGAUGCGAAAGGAGCCGAGCUUAUCGUUCAAUUAUUGAAUAUUGUCUAUAUGAAGUUCGAUGACCUGCUAGGAAACAACCCGGAUGUGUAUAAGGUGGAGACUGUAGGAGACAAAUACAUGGCGGUGAGUGGUCUUCCGGUGCCUUGCAAUGAGCAUGCGCUAUGUAUAUCAAGACUGGCGCUGGCUAUGAUGGAUAUAUCGAAGGAUUUAAUUGAUCCCGACGGAAACAAGAUUGUGACAACUAUCGGUAUUCAUUCUGGAGAAGUGGUUACUGGAGUUAUCGGGAAGCGUAUGCCCAGAUAUUGUUUGUUCGGAAACACUGUGAACCUGACGAGUAGAACGGAAACAACAGGAGAUAAGGGCAGAAUCAACGUGUCCGAAGACGCUCAUAAAUAUUUAACAGAAGACAAAGAUUGCUUCGAUCCUAGCAUAGAGCUGACCUACAAAGGGGAGACGAAAAUGAAGGGCAAACCAACACCGAUGAAAACCUACUUCCUGUCAAGGAAACAAACAACGUGAUGAAAUCCCAUGUCUUUCCUUGAUUUGCAUUUCAAUUAUUUUGUUGAAUUGAAAAAAAAAUAAUUUAUCUGAAAUAGACACUUGAAUUAAUAUGUCAUAAACUAGCAAAUAAAUUACUAGUAACGGUUUUAUGUCACGUGCCCACGUGGUCACUUCAUGUCGUAAAUAUCGCCGUCAAGGUAACCAAGUUAUUGAAGUCACUGUAUUUACAUGUAUUUAAAAGGAAAUGAACAUAUCGCUUUUCUUUCUGUCAUGAUACCCGCAUGCCGAGAUAUCCAUCUGAUGGUUUCAGUUUAAAUGGGACCAUGCUCCAUGUUGCAAGGCUUUGCUCCAUUUGUAUCUGUCCUGAUAGCGUUGGCUUUGAUUAAUUAUUUAACUUGAUCGUUUCCCGUUGUUUUUUCUUAGUUCCAAUAUAGAAAAGCAUUACGUCAAACACAAUAGGAGAAGAUUCGAUCAUGUUUGAAUGUGUCUCCGGAUAUUUUCUCAAUGUUGUCUUCGCAUGGAGAUCACGAUCUGGUCUUUAUAGCAUUCUCUCAUUACAUAAAGGUCUUGUCAAAUGCACAAGUUUGUUUCCGUAGGAGCCAUACAGGAGAAUAGAAUUUAGAAGAGGACGUAUUUGCCUUAUCAAGAAAUAAUGUCUUUUAUCUAAAGUGACACAACAACGUCACAGUACGAAAGGAGAGAUCGAGCCAGAUUUACGUCAAAAUGGAUUAGAUAAAAGAGCAUUGAACAAGUAUUUCUGAAAACAUCUUCGAUUUGCAAUAGGCAAUGUCACUAGAGUCAUAUCGGUCCAGAAUGUCAUUGGAUAGGACAACCAAUUGUUAAGGUUAGUCUCCAAGCGAAACGUGAGUGUAAUGAUCUGUCGUAUUUUUUUCUGUUCUCUGCUAGGCUUUCCUUCAUAAAGGUGUAUUGCGAAGCGGAUUGUGAAGCGUUUUGCCUUCUUGAAAAACGAUAAUAGCACUACGGUAAAGUCUGAGCGGAAGAACUUCAAAGUAACUUUAUAAAGACACGUGUAUUAUGUUGAUAGGUAUAUGUAUGUAUUUCUAAUGUGUUAGUUAAAGGUCACGAGAAACGCUUUCGUCAGUGAUUUUACAAUCACCAUUUACAUUGUGGUCCAAUCAUGUUUAGUACAAAGAACCCAUAUAUUCCGAGUCUGUUCAGUUUAACGACAAAGAAGCCGAAACUUUUAAAUUUAACUUCUUCCGAAAUCAUUUAAGUUGAAUAUUUAAACAAUGUGAAUAAGUAAACAACGCAGAUAUAUGAACACAACAAAACGUCAGUGUUGUUUUCAGUUUUGAUUUUAGACACACCACACGAUUUGUAAAAUUACAAAUAACAAUUCUUUCCAGCUAACAAGGAUUUGACAUUCGGUUUCCGAAACUGAACUUAGAAUGUAUUACAGAGGUUUAAGUUGUAACUGUAUAAAUUAUGUUAGUGCUUAACUGUGAUAUCUUUGAUUAGUAUAUAUACUCAGUAAUACUGGUUUUAGAGGGUCCAACACGUAGUGUUUGCUCAUGUUUACACUUUUUAUUUAUUUGCUUUUUUUACGGUUCAUUGACGGAGUUCAUAAAGAACCAGGAGGUAGAAGCUUUGGUAAGCGAAAGGGCUAGAAGAAGGACACAGCAUUUAAUCAAUUUGUAAUAGAAAGAAUAUCGAAUAUCGAUACCAAUUAUUCAGAAAAAAGAAUCUUUGAUUAUUUUGUUUUUGUCACUUUUUUCAAAGAAAAAAAGGAAAAAGAAAAAAACCCCAUAUAAAAAGACAAAAAGUGUUCUGUUGUAAAUGAUACCAAUAAAACCCGAGGGGUUCCGUAUUGUCAUGACGGAAUUUAAGCAGAAAUGUCACUACUAAUUAUGUAUCAAUUAGUCAUGAUACCACGACCCUCUGAUUUAUUUAUUUAUGUAAAGAUGUCAAUGAUCAUAUUAACUUAUUUAUAUCAACUUAUUUAUCAAUUUACUGA
This is a messenger RNA of Mizuhopecten yessoensis (Yesso scallop), 4857 nucleotides long. Its product is annotated as guanylate cyclase soluble subunit beta-1-like. Gene Ontology annotation, cellular component: guanylate cyclase complex, soluble. Gene Ontology annotation, molecular function: guanylate cyclase activity; heme binding. The transcript has 8 exons. Lineage: Eukaryota; Metazoa; Mollusca; Bivalvia; Pectinida; Pectinidae. Gene Ontology annotation, biological process: response to oxygen levels; cGMP biosynthetic process. The coding region runs from base 1083 to 2900 and encodes 605 amino acids. The record is from RefSeq and is a predicted model, not a curated record.